This is a messenger RNA of Sander lucioperca (pikeperch), 1724 nucleotides long. Its product is annotated as interleukin-13 receptor subunit alpha-1-like. Gene Ontology annotation, cellular component: external side of plasma membrane. Lineage: Eukaryota; Metazoa; Chordata; Actinopteri; Perciformes; Percidae. The transcript has 10 exons. The record is from RefSeq and is a predicted model, not a curated record. Bases 260 to 1444 code for a protein of 394 amino acids. Gene Ontology annotation, biological process: cytokine-mediated signaling pathway. Gene Ontology annotation, molecular function: protein binding; cytokine receptor activity.
CUGGCAGAAAAGGAGGCAACCCGCCCAUUUUCCAACCUCCAGCAGUUUUCAUGCUUUCCUUCGGAGAGACAGGAAGCGAAAGUAGAUUUAAAAAAACGGACUUUACUGUCGGACUUUUUACUAACCGUGGCAGCAGGCUGACGCCGCACGGUCGUCGCCAGGAGCGGGAAUUAUCCGAGCUAAACGUUUUAUCCUCACAGACGAACGAUGUGGAAAAAAGAAACUUAGCUAGGGAUAAGACUCAAAAAGGAUAGGCAGGAUGUUUCAAAGUUUGAACUUGUUGGCGUUAAGCUCCCUCCUUCUAAUGGGUAAAUCCCAACAAGACACAAUCUUACCACCACAAAAUGUGUCCCUACGAUGGAUUGAUGAUUUUCGACCAGAGUUGUCCUGGGCACGACCACAGCAUUCAAUGGAAAACUGCAACUAUAUAGUGCGAUCAGAGACCACGAAGAAAAACAGCGAGGAGGAACAAACCACCAGUAAUACUUCUUGGGAUGCACACAUUGUGAUGGAAGGAGGAUAUCUGCUGUUAUCUGUUAAAAUUGUCUGUGAAGGCAAAAGUAGUACAGAAAGUAAUACGAAGGUUGUCAAGAAAACCAACUACACAGAGCUGGUGAAGGAUUUGCAGUGCUACAGCCGUUCCGCUGAACAAGCUCACUGCGUCUGGCUCCCGGGCAGUCCCGCUCCAGAUCUAAAGUUUUACUAUGAGUUACCGAAAGAGGAUUUCACCGUCCCUGGCAAGCCCUCCUUCAACCCAACAGAGUGCUUAAAGUACCGUUACACUGACGGGGUGAGGACUGGUUGUGAUCUGGAGGCGAACAUCGACCAGUCCAUCCUUAUCUUGUUGAAUGGAACGUAUAACAACAGCCUUGCCAGGAACACUUUCAAGAAAUGGCCUUCAAAUAAUAUGAGACCUCCUCCCCUUAAUUGGACAGUCACUGAAACUGUGGAUCAAUUCCUUAAUGUCAGCUGGACUCCUCCUGACAUCCCAGUGCAAUGGACAUAUAUAAUAAAUUACACUGAGUGUGAUGAAAGAAAGACUAAAGAGGUUGAAAAGGGAGAUACAUCCAUUCGGUUGGGCCUGGACCCUCGCUGUCAGUACAGUAUUGCUAUUCAAGCAAAAUAUAAGAAAGGAGAAAUGGAAGGAUGGACACCAUGGAGUCAUGUGAAGUAUAUUGCUGCAGAAACGGGCCCUGAUGCGUGGCUGUUUGCUGCCAUUAUCGUCCCAGUGAUGUUCGCUGGCCUGGCAGUCCUGCUUUGUGUGUGUUUCAGGAAGAAUAAGGAACAUAUUUUUCCCAAAGUACCAGAACCUCGGGACCUCAUCAGUGAUAUUUUUGACAACAACAAUAAGAGCACUGUUUGCAACCUGUACAUGCCAGCAGAGGAAGAAGACAACUGUAAAAUCACUCUGGUGGAAGAGUCCCAAAUCAACAAACUUGGCUAAUGUCACGUCUCUGCAAACAGCUAAAAAGUUGCCCACAAAGCUUACUCACUAUUAUUAGACCAGAGGUCGGCAACCUUUUUUAAUAUGAAGUGCCAUGUUAAAAUGUUCUUGUUAAUCAGUGUGCCAUAUCAGCAUUAAGGCUGCCAUCAUCUAUUGAUCAGGUAGCGUUAUUUUUUUCCUUACAAUUCUGCGAAGAAGCCAACGAGUACUAGCCAAUCAGAGGCAGAGUAGGGAAGGUCUUUAGCAGCAUGCAGAUGGGUCAAAAGUCAGUCAAACUAAC